Molecule: messenger RNA, 197 nt
Organism: Ambispora leptoticha
Lineage: Eukaryota; Fungi; Glomeromycota; Glomeromycetes; Archaeosporales; Ambisporaceae
Source: the annotation of a GenBank genome assembly
AUGCAUGAUCGUAGCUCUAAGACCAUUUACAGUGCAACGACCAAGUUAUAUCCCGGUGUUAUUUCGUGCCUUUAUGGUGAUGAGAAUACACCUCUAUCAAAUAUUAUUGUAGGGCCUUUUCCAGAUAUUGGCGUUAGGCCGAUACAAAACGUCUGGCGGCUUUUACCAGAUAUUGGGUCAGCACAAAAAUUCUGGCG